CCCCAACUCCCUGUGGGCCCAGCUAAGCUCCACUCCUGGUCCUGACUCUGCUUGGGUAAACUUCCCUCUCCCUGGGUUUUACUUACCCUUUCUUUCAGGUCUUCCUCUUCUGGGGUAGGAAAAGCACCUGGCAUUAUGGAGGGAUAACACAUACCUAAUGAAGUAUGAAGCAGCAGAUUUGAAGCCUGAGCAACAGAAGUCAGCAUCCCAACCCAACUAGGCUUAACUAGCCUCACGGAAUCUAAUCUGAGACUCUUGGAUUUCUGGGCUUGCUACAGUGCUGACCCUAGAAUCCUCUUCAACUCCAGCCACAAUGCUAUGUCAGGCAUUUCACAGAUUUUGUCAAAAGCUGAUACGCAGACGUAUCCUGCAGCAAGACAUGGCUGAAGCUGCCCCUACCAGAAGCCUGAGCACUCUGGAUUUAGUGGCCCUGGGUUUGGGUCACACAGUGGGUGUAGGUGUGUAUGUCCUGGCUUGUGAGGUGGCCAGCAAUCAAGCAGGACCAUCCACUAUGAUCUGCUUUUUGAUGGCCGGUCUAUCUUCUGUGUUGGCCGGGCUGUGUUUUGCAGAGUUUGGUGCCCGGGUUCCCUAUUCUGGCUCUGCAUAUCUCUACAGUUAUGUCACUGUAGGUGAACUCUGGGCUUUCAUCACUGGCUGGAACCUCAUUCUGUUUUUUGUUGCUGGUAUAGCCAUCGUGUCCUGUGCCUGGACCUUAGUUUUUGACAACCUCCCUGGGAAUGAGAUCUCUCAGACCCUGCGUGAGAGCAUCUCACCCCAUGUCCCCCAUGUUUUUGUAGAAUAUCUUGACUUUUUUGUUGUGGGCCUUGUGUUAUUAUUCAUUGGAUUGCUGACUUUGAGGAAUAGUGAGAUUUUCCUUGUUACCAAAGUGUUCACACUGCUGAAAAUUUUGGUUCUUGUUUUUUUCAUCACCUCUGGCUUCAUUAAGGGGGACCUGCACAACUGGAAGCUCACAGAAGCAGACUAUGUAAAGGCUGGAUUCAAUGACACCUCAAGCUUGGGGACUCUGGGGUCUGGAAGAUUUGUGCCUUUCGGCUUUGAGGGGAUUCUCCGUGGAGCAGCUACCUGUUUCUAUGCAUUUAUUGGUUUUGACAAUAUUGUUACCAGAGUUAAAGAAGUCCAGAAUCACCAGCGUUCCAUUCCCAUGGGGAUUGUGAUUUCACUAUUCAUCAGCUCUUUGAUGUAUUUUGGAGUCUCUGCGGCACUUACGCUUAUGGUGCCUUACUACAAGAUUCAACCUGGGAGCACCUUGCCUGAGGCAUUUCUUCUUAUUGGCUGGGCCCCUGCCUACUAUGUUAUAGCUUUUGGAUUCCUCUGUAGUCUUUCUGCCAGCCUCUUGGGCUUUAUGUUCCCCAUACGUCAGGUAAUACAUGUGAUGGUGAAGGAUGGCCUCCUGUUCCCUGUCCUUGCCAGGAUCCAUACUGGCACAUACACCCGCAUUGUGGCCACUGUGAUCUUUGGCAUUAUUGCAGCAAUCAUGACAUUCUUUUUUGGACUCACUGAUCUUGUGGACCUCAGGUCAAUUGUGACCCUGCUGACUUACUCCCUGGUGGCAGUUAGUGUUCUCAUCCUCCGAUAUCAGCCUGAGAUGCAGAAUGAGGGAAAUAAAACAGAGGUGCAGGAGGACAAUAGACCUUCAGCAGAGCAGCUGACUCUACAGGGACUAUUUUUUCCAUGCAGCUCCACACCUACUCCACUCUCUGGCCGGAUUGUCCGUGUUUACUCCUCACUGCUUGCUCUGCUGCUCACCCUUCUUUGCCUGGUGCUGGCCCGGUGGCCAGUUCUGCUUUCUGGAGACCCACUGUGGAUUUCAGUGGUUGUGGUGCUCCUGGUGCUCAUCACUGGGCUCACUGGGGUCAUCUGGAGACAGCCUCAGAGCUCCAGUCCCCUUUACUUUAAGGUCCCUGCUCUGCCUCUCCUCCCACUACUGAGCAUCUUCAUGAAUAUUUACCUUAUGAUGCAGAUGACAGCUGCCACCUGGGCCCGAUUUGCUGUCUGGAUGCUGAUUGGGUUUGCUAUCUACUUCAGCUAUGGAAUCCAACACAGCCGGGUCGCUUAACUUUACUUAAGUUAGGGCCAAAACUGUAGACCUUGAACUCAGCAGUGUGUGUACACAGUUGGCUUGACAUCAUCACACCUGAAUGCAGUCUGGUCCCCCUUUACAACAAUGGAGAGUAGUCUUGAAUACAUGGAAAGCUAGGCCUCCCAUAGCAUAUUGGUGGGGGAAAGUUAAUAGAGCUUUGCAUUUGUUGUGGAGUGAAGGAUUUUGUUUUUGUUUUUGUUUUUUUGCUUUUUUAACUUGUCUACUUUUUAAAUCUAUUUUUCAGUUGUGUGUAUAGCUUCUUGCUGCACUUAAAACAAUUUUAAUUGGGACCCUUGGGUGGCUCAGUCAGUUCAGCUUCUGACUUUUGAUUUUGGCUCAGAUCAUGAUCUCACAAUUUGUGGGAUUGAGCCCUAUGUCAGUCUCUGUGAUGACAGUGAGGGGCCUGCUUAGAAUUCUCUAUCUCCCCCUCUCUUUGCUCCUCACUCCCUUCUCUCUGGAAAUUAAACACACAUUAAAAAGCAAUUAUUACUAAAAGAAACUAGAGAAAGUGUUUUUGUUAUCUUAAGGUAAAUAUGUAGCAAGGAAACACUGCAUCAUAUGGCAGUUCUAUUUUGAAUUAGUUGCGGAACAAGCAUACUGUUUUCCACAGUGGCUACACCUAUUUACAUUCCACCAACAGUAUAUGAAGUUUCCUUUUUCUCCACAUCC
Prionailurus viverrinus (fishing cat) is the source of this 2770-nucleotide messenger RNA. RefSeq names its product cationic amino acid transporter 3-like. NCBI's taxonomy places the organism in Eukaryota, Metazoa, Chordata, Mammalia, Carnivora, Felidae. Gene Ontology annotation, cellular component: plasma membrane. The coding region runs from base 314 to 2077 and encodes 587 amino acids. Gene Ontology annotation, biological process: transmembrane transport; amino acid transport. Gene Ontology annotation, molecular function: amino acid transmembrane transporter activity. The record is from RefSeq and is a predicted model, not a curated record. The transcript is spliced from 2 exons.